AUGACCAUCGUCUUCUCCUCCCUUGUACGCCCUGCGAUAUUACGACGGCCUUCGACCGACCCACACGUAGCAACAGGCUCACGGCCAUCAGAUUGUAACGAUGCUGCAGAAGAGACCAAUUUGCGCAAUCUCAACGACUCCCUGCAAGCCUUAACACAUAUCUUUCCAGAUGUUCAGCCUGAGGUCUUCCGGGAAAUGCUAGCUUCCUUUAGCGAAGAAAGCCGGCUGCAAGUCAUAACAGAGGCACUUCUGAAGCAUGGCGAUAAAUGGGUCCGGGGGCGUCACAGGAUGCCAGCAGAGCAGGAAGAGCAAAGGGAGACGGCGCACAAGUACAAGUACCGCGAGCGAGACACCGGCAAAGAUACCCGUGGCAAACCUCUGGUGCUUGAGGACACAUUUCGCUCAAAGUCCUACAAGGAAGCGGCACAGCAGGCGCUGUAUCAGGAAUUCAAGGGCCUGAGCCAUUCGACAAUCAGGGCUGUGCUGGCAGAGUUCAACUGGAGCUACACGCAUGCACGGCCAACGCUUCUCGGCUUAUCGAGCAAGAGCUGGAGGUCGAGCAUCACGAACUUCCUUAUGCGCCGAAAAGCGCCAUCUGCGAAUGACCACCCGCUGGUGCUGUGGACAGCUUCAGACGCAAGGACCGGCCGCCCACGCGCUCCGCUACUUGUUAAGACCAAGGACGGUGAGCUGAAUCGAGAGCUAUACGAGAACCUCAUAGUACCUGAGUUGGCUAGGCAGCGCAGCGAGCAGCUACGACAGGACUUAGACUUGGCAUGGAAGUUGCACGAAGAGGAGGCCGCUCGAGAGGGCGAAAUGUACGAUUGCGAGUGUUGUUUCAUACCAAAUACUCUGGAGCAGAUGUCUACUUGUGACAUCGACGGUCACUAUAUCUGCUUCCGCUGCAUUCGACACGCCAUUAGCGCUGCGCUGUACGAUCAGGGCUGGGCACGCAACAUCAAUACGGAGCUAUGCACACUCAAAUGCAUAGCACCCAUGAACGAUGCAGACUGUCAGGGAUGCAUACCGCUUGAUUUCGUUCGCCGUGCAUUGCUGGAGGAGAAAGACGGUGAUGACAACGUCACAAAACUUCAUGAACGCUUCAACAACGAGGCGCUUAUCAAAUCGCAGCUACCACUAGCUCGUUGCCCAUUCUGUUCGUACGCUGAAUUGGAUGACUUCGCCCUUGCGAAUGCAGAACUACUCGCAAACCUUCGACUCAAGCCCAGGCCUCUCGUUCUGGCAUCGCUCACGUCCGUCCCGCUCCUCGAAUUAAUUUGUUUCAAAGCCGCUCAAACCAUCGUCUUCCUCCUCGUCCUACUCUACGCCUCCCUCGCGCUCCUCUUCCGCAUUCCAAUCAUCGCGCCCUUCCAGUCUGCCCUUCGCCGAAUCCACCUCAAGCGUCGAGGUCUCCGCUUCCAGUGCUUCUCGCCAACCUGCGGCCGCGCAUCCUGCUUAUCCUGCUCCGCAUCCUGGCACGACCCGCACACCUGCUACUCCUCGCAGCUUACAUCUCUCCGCCUGACGCUAGAGCGCGCAACAACCGAUGCGGUGAAACGCACCUGUCCGCAGUGUAAUCUUGGUUUCGUCAAGUCAGAAGGUUGCAACAAGCUCGUCUGCUUGUGCGGAUACUCGAUGUGCUACGUUUGCCGACAGGGCUUGGCUGAAGAGGGAUAUCACCACUUCUGUCAGCACUUCCGCGAGAGGCCUGGCGAGACGUGCAGGGAGUGCAGUAAGUGCGAUUUGUACCGGGUCGAGGAUGAAGAGAGGGUGAUGAAGCGGGCGAAGGAGGCAGCUGAGGCAGAGUGGUGGGAGAAUCAGGGCGAGGGUGCACAGAAGGGGUUGAAGAAUGAGGUUGGUAAGGGAAAGAGGAAUGUAUGUUGUAAUCAUUCUGCAGGUUUUCUUUAG
Messenger RNA from Didymella exigua CBS 183.55, 1908 nucleotides. RefSeq lists its product as uncharacterized. The transcript has 2 exons. Bases 1 to 1908 code for a protein of 635 amino acids. The record is from RefSeq and is a predicted model, not a curated record. Lineage: Eukaryota; Fungi; Ascomycota; Dothideomycetes; Pleosporales; Didymellaceae.